Molecule: messenger RNA, 1926 nt
Organism: Chenopodium quinoa (quinoa)
Lineage: Eukaryota; Viridiplantae; Streptophyta; Magnoliopsida; Caryophyllales; Amaranthaceae
Exons: 6
Coding region: 1-1926 (641 amino acids)
Source: RefSeq, a predicted model, not a curated record
AUGAGGUGGCAUAAAGAUAAUCCUCGAGUUCAUGGCCUUAUGUCUCAUCCAAGUGAUGGAGAGGCGUGGAAACACCUAGAUGAAGAGUACCCUUCUUUUGCUGCCGAGCCUAGAAAUGUCCGACUAGGUCUUUGUACCGACGGAUUUUCACCAUUUGGAAAGACAGGAAGACAAUAUUCUUGUUGGCCCGUCAUUUUAACUCCUUAUAAUCUUCCACCUGAAUUGUACAUGAAGAAACCUUUUAUGUUUCUAAGUCUAAUAAUUCCAGGUCCGAAGAAUCCUAAAGGGAAUCUCGAUGUGUACUUGCAACCUCUUAUCGAAGAGUUAAAGCAAUUAUGGGAGGUUGGGUUACCAACUUACGACAUCUCUCAAAAACAAAAUUUUCAAUUGAAGGCUGCAUUGCUUUGGACUAUCAGUGAUUUUCCGGCUUAUGGCAUGCUUUUAGGAUGGACCACGGCGGGUAGAUUAGCUUGCCCAUAUUGUAUGGAAAACACUAAGGCUUUCACUCUUAAAAAUGGUGGGAAACAAAACAGAGUUGAGAAUGUUUCCCCACCACCACGAAUGAGUGGUGAGGACAUUUGGAAUCGAGUAUCUUUAUUUCCAAAAACUGUUGAGAAAAUAAGGGGUGAUGGUAACGAGCCAGAAGGAUAUGGAGAGUUCCACCAUUGGACAAAGCAAAGUGUCUUUUGGGAGCUUCCAUAUUGGAGCAAACUCUUGAUACGCCACAAUCUUGAUGUCAUGCACAUUGAAAAAAAAGUAUUUGAUAAUGUGUUUCACACUGUAAUGGAUGUUAAGGGUAAAACUAAAGACAAUGUGAAAGCAAGAAGAGACUUGGGGGAGUAUUGUAAACGACGAAAAUUAGAGGCGCAAGAUGUUGUUAAUAGUAAAGGGGAAAAACGGACUUUAAAACCGAAUGCUCCUUUUGUGUUUCCUAAAGAGAAAAGGAAACUUAUUUAUGAAUGGGUGAAGAAAUUAAAGUUUCCUGAUGGAUAUGCUUCUAAUUUAGGUAGACGUGUUGAUUUAAAGGAGUGUAAGCUAUUCGAGGAGGUUGACUCUAAGGUGAAGGAUUUAGGAUUGGGUGCACAUGCUGAAAGUGAAUUGAACAAUAAUCCUGACUUACCUGAGAUGUUUUCUUCAACUUAUGGACAUAGUUCGUCAGAAGGUCAACUAGGUUACCUUGUUGAAAAAGAUUACAAAGUUGCUCACCGAUAUGUUCUAAGUAAUUGUGAAACUCUACAGCAAUAUGAAAGUUUGUUUGAAGAACAAAUGAUUAGAGGACAUAGAUGCCAAAGUUCAUAUGAAGUUUGGAUAAAAUAUGAAGACAAAUAUCCUGAUUGGUUCAAAGAUUAUGUAUUGGAAAAGGGCAUCAAAAAUGACAUUGUUUGCUCGUUAGCGUUUGGACCACUGACAAGAGUUCGAAAAUUUAAUCACUAUCACAUCAAUGGCUAUCAUUUUCAUACUUAUUCUCAUGGAAAAAAUAAGUCAACUAUGAAUUAUGGUAUAUGUGUGAAAAGUGUCCAAGGAAGUGAUUAUUAUGGAAUUCUACAAGAAAUAAUAGAGUUAACUUAUGUUGGAGCAAGAAAGCGUUAUACAACGGUGUUGUUUAAGUGUGAGUGGUUUGAUGUUGGACCUGGUAUUAGGAUACAUGAUAAGUAUAAUCUUGUUGAGGUGAACCAUUCAAAAAGAUAUCCAAAGUAUGAUCCGUUCGUACUGGCAUAUCAAGCCGAACAAGUAUAUUAUGCUCCUUGUCCUAGUAGUAGUAGUAAUGAAAGAAAUCAGUGGUGGUUUGUUUUCAACAUUAAGGCAAGAGGAGUUAUUGAUGCGCCCGUUGAGCCUAAUGCAUUCCAAGUCGUUUCAAUUGAAAAUCCUCCUUUGUUAUCUGAAUUUGAAGUAGGUGAGGAAGAAGCCCAAGAGCUGUCUUUAUAG